Platichthys flesus (European flounder) is the source of this 4316-nucleotide messenger RNA. RefSeq names its product unk zinc finger (gene unk). Lineage: Eukaryota; Metazoa; Chordata; Actinopteri; Pleuronectiformes; Pleuronectidae. The transcript has 15 exons. The record is from RefSeq and is a predicted model, not a curated record. Bases 112 to 2643 code for a protein of 843 amino acids. Gene Ontology annotation, biological process: cell morphogenesis involved in neuron differentiation. Gene Ontology annotation, molecular function: mRNA CDS binding; metal ion binding.
GCCUUGCGCAAGCUCACAUCGGAGUAGAAUGCGGAUUUCGAAGCUAACACGAAUAGCUAGCCACGAAGCUAAAAACAAGCUUUUUGUUGUCGGGCGUUAAACUGGGGGGAAAUGUCCAAAACACAAUCGCAGCCCCCGUCGGCUUCGGCGGUGACGACCAGCGGGGGUCCCUCUUCUUCCUCCUCGUCCUCGUCCGCGGGGGGCUCGACAUCUCCCGCAACCGUGUUGAACGUACAGCCCGAGAAACCUCAACAUUACACAUAUCUGAAGGAGUUCAGGACGGAGCAGUGCCCCCUGUUCGUGCAGCAUAAAUGUACACAACACCGGCCUUUCUCCUGCUUCCACUGGCACUUCCUGAACCAGAGGCGCCGCAGGCCCAUCCGCAGACGGGACGGGACGUUCAACUACAGCCCAGAUGUUUACUGCACCAAAUACGAUGAGGGAACCGGCACCUGUCCUGAUGGAGACGAAUGCCCGUUUCUACAUAGGACAGCAGGGGACACCGAGCGCAGAUACCACCUCCGCUACUAUAAAACAGGAUCAUGUAUCCACGAAACCGAUGCAAAAGGCCACUGCAGCAAAAAUGGCUACCACUGUGCCUUUGCACAUGGAUCACAUGACCUACGCAGCCCUGUCUAUGAUAUCAGUCAUUCCGAGUCUCUUGCACACUAUGGGUUUUACAGAGAAGUGCAGGUGAUGGAGUCUCAGGGAGGCUCGGGGUCCUCGGAGGGAGGUGGAGGAGAUGGGCAGUCGGGACAGGCAGCAAGUACUGCCCUCAUAGAAAAGAUCCUGAGUGAAGAACCACGCUGGCAUGAUAAUAACUACGUGCUGUCCCACUAUAAGACCGAACUGUGCAAGAAACCACCCCGUCUGUGCCGUCAAGGUUAUGCCUGUCCAUAUUACCAUAAUAGCAAAGACCGGAGGCGAAGCCCGCAUAAGCACAAAUACAGAGCACUGCCAUGUCCAGCGGUUAAGCAGAGUGAGGAAUGGGGAGAUCCCAGUAAAUGUGAGGGAGCAGAGGGAUGUCAGUAUUGUCACACGAGAACAGAGCAACAGUUCCACCCAGAGAUCUAUAAAUCCACAAAGUGCAAUGACAUGCAGCAGUGCGGCAGCUGUCCCAGAGGGCCAUUCUGUGCCUUUGCUCAUGUUGAAAAGCCCUUUGUUCCAGAGGAACCGUCUUUCCCCGCUCCCAGCUCUCCGCCACCCCCUAGACCUCCAGACCCUCUUCCUGCCCAAGAUGCCUCUUCAAGCCCCAGCAGAACCAUCAUGGGAUGUGGUUCUGUUCUGGACCUCUUUUCCCCAUCUGCAGGGUCAUGUAUAGCAGAGCAGGGGCUACUGGGUAGCGUUCUGUCCCUGUGUGAAGACGCGAUUGGAGGAGCUGAGCCCCUGUCGCCCUGGGCCAAAGAAGGAGGGUACGGCAGAGCUCCUGGAUUUGAGAGGGAGGAUCAGGUGAGAAGGACGGAUACUGACACAGGGGAACACAGGCAUUACAGGAAACUAAUAAAUGCCAAGCAAAGGAGUUUUGCCCUCGAGCAGCGUAACAGAGAAUUGGCGUCAGUACAAAGCAAACAGGACUUGUUGGUGUUUUUACCAGUGGGCAGCCCUUUGAGUCUGUCCUCCAGCAUCCCCUCCAGUCUGGCUGCCACCCCACCCAGCCCCGCCACUCUCGGACCUCAUGGGUCCAGCAUCUCCUCAGGCAUGAAUGCUAAUGCUCUGCCCUUCUACCCCACCAGUGAGACUGUGGAGUCAGUCGUUGAGUCCGCCCUUGAUGAUCUUGACUUGAAUGAUUUUGGCGUGUCCGCAUUGGAGAGGAGGUUGGAAAGCAGCUCUUCUCUGCCCAGUGUGGGGGUGAUGCUGGGAGGCAGCCAGCUCCAGAGUUCCGCCCCAGUCAACAUCCCAGGAUCCUUCAGCAGCUCUGCUCCUUUCAGCUCCCCCUCACCGUCCCCUCCAAUCAGGCCACACACGUCACCCUUCUUUUCUUCUCAGCUAUCACAACCUGGCCAAUCAGAGAGCUCCUUCCUUGGGCCUUCUCAUAGCUCCUUAGGUUUGAACGGUAUGAGCACUAACAUCUGGGAGCACUUUCCAUCGGGCCAGGGCUCCCCCGGUACACCCCCCACCCUGCUGCCCUCUGGCCCCUGUGCAGAGACCGCCCGGCUCAAACAGGAGCUGGAGGAGGCUCACAGGGCACUGAAGCAGUGGGGUCACAGUUGGAGACACACAGCUCAGUCAUGGGCUGCUCUGAAGGCAGAUGCAGAGGAGUCUCGUGCCCAUGCAUCACGAUUAGCCAUGGAGGCGGAGAGAGCCAGGCAGGCUGAGGAGGAGGCACAGAGACAGGCUACUCUCCUGCAGGAGGCGCUGGAGAGCUUAAGGAGCGGCGACAACCCCCAUCUAGCACUUCACCAGCUCCAGCUAUUACACAGACUGCCCUUGGAGUCAGUCCUAAGUUUGCAGGCCCAACUGUGUAGUUGCUUACACGCUGUAGAACAGGUGGUGUACAGGAAGCAAAGGCAGUGCUGUGUGACGUGUGGAGAGGCGGGCUCGCUGUCCCUGCCCUGCGGCCAUGGUCUACAGUGCGAGAGCUGCUCCGCCUCGACAGAGUGCCCGCUCUGCCCCGAACAGACCCUGGAGCCGCAGCUCUCUUGACCUCACAACCCAGUCGGACCAACGCCGAUUAACAGAACAGUCAGUCCUGAUUCCACAGAUACCAGCCUUGGCUCUCAGCCGCCUUUCAGAAUUACGUCAAGGUCGUUUCUAUAACAUGGUGACCACUCCCAAACACUGAUCUGGUUUUGUAUUUUUAAGACACUUUUAAUGAUGAAUGACCAGCUUAGUGAGCGCUGGUAUCAAAGCGAAAGCUCUUAAAGUGGAAUUUAGAAUUAAUAAUUACUCCAGUGUUACCCAUGAAACACCAGUACAAUUUACUAGUUAAUGCUCUUAACCAGCAACACUGUUCUUAACCCUUGUUCUUGAUUUGCCCGCCUGUUAUUUCUUCACUAACCCUAACUAUGAAACAUAUACGCACAUAGUUCUUAAUCAUAUUCUGAUGUUAUAAAGCACGGGCUAGCCCUAAACAUACAGAGAAUUGUCUUCUCUCUAAAUCUGGAUUGUUCCAGUGUGAUCUGCUGAGGAUUAAACCCGGACACCUUACUUCAACAAAGGUCUAUGGCAUUUGUUUGUAUGUUGGCACUUGAAAAGCGCCGAAACAUUUCAUAUGAAAACUGAACAGUUUGGUCUCUUACUCGUAAUAGUCCAAAGUUUUCAUUAUCCUUAAAUCCACAGUCCUCCUCAGCAAUGAGUAGAUUGUACCAGAGUACACCCACUAAACCAUAUGCUGUCUAUGAACGAGAUAUAUGAGUAGUUAUUAAUGGGUGAGGUGGGACUAUAACUGUCUCCAGACGAUGUCCGAAAUUCUCCAGAGCUGGUGUCUUAAAGCAUCUUAAGUUGGACUUGGUGGUCUGGUGGUGUCAGGCUGGUUCACUGUGCUGUGUUUUGAAAUCCUGAACCAAAGAACUCCCAGAUUUGUAUUCGGAUAUUCGAGGGUGAUGAGCUGUCUUAACAAAAUCAUCAGGUCUGACUGAAAACAGUUAAAGGGCAUAUUUAGUUUCAUCCCAACUGUAAUCCCAUUAUGCUACAGCGAAAACGGGGCCAUACCAGACUGCUAGUAGCACUUGUCUAGAAUAAGUUGAAUUUGUUUUCUCAAUAGUUAUUUUUAGCAAAAAUAAUUAUUUAAAAUUACUGUUAAAUAAUAAGAAAAUAUUUAAAGAAUUUGUAUUAUUUGUUGAAGUUUCCAGCAGAUGGCCCCUUUAAAGCACUCAGGUUUUCUCCAGUUUCCAAUUGAACUGGAAGAGGAAAGUAUGUUAACACAUCCAAGGCAAAUGUACUCAGUCAACUUGUGUAGUUUUUGAAAUUACAUCAUUUUAAUUUUUACUUAAAAUAUUUUUCAUGUUAACUCAAACAUAAACGUUCUGUCUUUUUUUACCAGCCUCUUUGCUAUGUUUUGAACAUGUGACCGAUUUUCUCUGCCAAUUUUUACAUGUGCAGUAAUCUCUAACAUUUCACAGUUUGUCAAAUGUUGUCAUAUACAGUUAAAUUAUGUCAUACUUAUCUUUUGCACUGAUAAGACAAAGCAUUGGGAGCAAACAGAUGUAUGAAGGCUUGUAAGGUUUAAAUGCAGGUGUGAAAAUGUUCAUGAUCACUGUGAUGGUCUCUGGUAUUAACCAACACACAACUCAUCCAAUACCAGUGUUUCCAUCUGAGUGGAUCUUUUUUGUUUUUGGUACAGAUCAUUAAAAACAAAUUGUAUAUUUUUGGAGGAA